AUGCUUGUCCUAAAGGCCCUGGCCCUUCUCUCAUUAUCCAACUCUCUCACCAAUGCUCGAAUCAUUGACGGCGCUCGGCACUCGCCCUAUAGCACCUACAACAGCAACACCACCACCACCCUGCCAGACUAUGAGUACGUCAUUGUCGGCUCUGGUGCUGGCGGCUCGCCCCUUGCUGCCCGCCUUGCUCUUGCGGGCUACAAGGUCCUCCUGAUCGAGGCUGGUGGCGAUGAAACAAACACAUACGAGUACAGAGUCCCCGCUCUGCACGCUGUUGCCGCCGAGUACGUGCCCAUGAGAUGGGACUACUGGGUCUCGCACUUUGACGACGAGGCAGACCAGGUGAGGGACACCAAACUCACCUGGGAACUACCUGAUGGCUCUCGUUACACUGGCGUCAACCCUCCACCUGGCGCCAAAAUUCUGGGCAUUCUGUACCCACGUGUCGGUUCUCUGGGUGGCUGCACUGCCCACAACGCCCUUAUCAUGACGUACCCUUUCCGCACUGACUGGGAAUACCUUCGCGAAAUCACAGGCGACGACUCCUGGGCGCCCGACAACAUGCGCAAGUACUUUAAGCGCCUGGAAAGAAACCGCUACCUGCCCAGCAGCAUUUCUGGCCACGGAUUCAAUGGUUGGCUCGAGACGUCGCUAACUGACUUGAGCUUGAUUGCCGGGGAUCUCAAGGUCGUCUCCCUUGUCCUCUCGGCUGCCAGUGCCAUGGGCAAGACGAUGCUCAGUUCUCUCUUGGGCACUGUUGUUGGUCUUGGUCAGGUCCUGAUGCGUGACAUCAACAAUGACAGCCCUAACCGCGAUUCGGCCCAGGGCAUGUGGCAGGUCCCUCUCUCCAUGAACAUUCCCUCAUACACGCGUGCUGGACCCGUCGACUUCCUUCGCCAGGUCAUGAAUGCCAAGAACGGUGACGGAAGCCGCAAGUACCAUCUCGACAUCCAGCUCAACACCCUCGUCACCAGUGUGAGGUUCAACCAGACUGCCGAUGGCAAGCCCAAGGCCACUGGUGUCAACUUUGUGACCGGCCAGUCCCUUUACGGCGCAGACCCUAGACGCCAGAAUGGAACCGCCACUGGCAAGGGCAAACCGGGAGCUGUUACUGCUACUCGUGAGGUUAUUCUGUCUGCUGGUACUUUCAAUUCGCCCCAGCUCCUGAAGCUUUCUGGUAUUGGUCCCAAGGAGGAGCUCGAAAAGUUUGGCAUUCCAGUCAUCGUGGACCUCCCUGGUGUCGGUACCAAUCUCCAGGACCGCUACGAAGUUCCCGUCAUUGGUGAGGCUCCCACCCCGAUUGCUCUCCUCAACGGCUGCACGUUCCUCGACGGCUUCGACGCCUGCCUGCAGAAGUGGAUCAAUCUUCCCCUCGGUAUUGGCAAAGCUGUCUACGCUACCAAUGGUGUCGCGCUUGCCAUUACCAAGCAAGCUAAGAACAGCAUUCACGGCAAUGCUGAUUUGCUCAUUGCUGGCUGGCCCGCUGCCUUCAACGGCUACUAUCUCGACUUCUUCAAAAACGCCACCAAAGGCAGCAACCACUGGACCUGGCUCACGCUCAAGGCCGAGUCUCGCAACAACGCCGGUACCGUCACUCUCCGCAGCGCUGAUCCCCAGGAUAUGCCUAUAAUCAACACGCGCAACUUUGCCGUUGGUGGCGAUGAGGAUCUCUCUGCUGUCGUUGAGGGCCUGAAGUACGGUCGUCGCGCCUUUGAGGACCUGAUUCCUCUUGACGGAAAGUUCAAGGAGAUUUGGCCUGGCCCGCAAGUUCAGACCGACGACGAGUGGAAGGAGUUUGCCAAGUACCAGGCCUGGGGUCACCACGCUUCUUGCACUUGCGCCAUUGGCGCCGACGACGACCCAAAGGCUGUCCUUGACACCAACUUCAAGGUCCGUGGAGUCGAGGGCCUUCGUGUCGUUGAUGCUUCGUCCUGGGCAAAGAUUCCGGCUACUUUUAUUGCUCUGCCCACCUACAUGUUGUCUGAGAAGGCCUCCGAUGUCAUCAUCGCCGACGCCAAGGCUUCCUCCAAGGGCUCCCCCAUGCAUCCCUAGAUUAAAUACCCGUCGUGCUAGACUGACCAGCACUGUCCGUGAAUUUGUAAUUUCGUAAAUGUAUAUGUAGAACAGAUUAUUAGAUCAUU
Messenger RNA from Exserohilum turcica Et28A, 2141 nucleotides. RefSeq lists its product as uncharacterized. Gene Ontology annotation, molecular function: oxidoreductase activity, acting on CH-OH group of donors; flavin adenine dinucleotide binding. Lineage: Eukaryota; Fungi; Ascomycota; Dothideomycetes; Pleosporales; Pleosporaceae. The record is from RefSeq and is a predicted model, not a curated record. The transcript is spliced from 2 exons. The coding region runs from base 1 to 2052 and encodes 683 amino acids.